UUUUUGUACCUGCUCGACUAGCUGGGCAGCAUUACUGGUAUCAGCCAAUGUUGGGGGAGGUGCACCUCCCCCAAGCAACGAGGACAUUUUCUUGCCUUGUCACUCUGUAGGUGGACGUCAACAUGUUAUCAACAAAGAAAUCUGUCUAUGAGGAAGAGGUAUCCUGUCCCCAGUGCUCCAACAUUUAUUCUUAUCCUGUUCGUUUACUAUGUGGACACAACAUUUGCAAGCUUUGCCUGCAAAACUUCUGGGAAUGGAAAAAGUGUCAAGAAUGUCCCGUGUGCGGCACUGAGUCUUCCUCUGGGACGCCUCCUGUCAAUUUGGAUCUGGUGUUAGCUGUGGAACAGCUUCAAAACAGAAGGACCAUGACUCAGGAGACUUGUCCACUUCAUAAUGAGAAGCUGAAAGUUUUUUGCAACAACGAUGAAGUACCUAUCUGUCUUGUCUGCCAAAUAUCAAGAGAACAUAAAGUACACAGGUGCUGCCCAGUGGAGGAAGCAGCUCAACAGAAAAAGGCUGAAAUUUCCACCAUUCUUGAGUCCUUAAGAAAGAAAGUGAGAACAAUGAGUAAAACAAAACAUCAAUGGGAGGAAACAAAAACCUAUUUAAAGAUUCAAGGUUAUCAAAUCGAGAUGGCGAUUAAGGAGGAAUUUCUGCAGCUUCACCAGUUCCUCAAGGAUGAAGAGGACAUGAGGCUGAGGUUGCUCAAACAGGAAGAAGAAAUAAAAAUCCAGGUCAUGUGUAAUAAGAUAAAAAUUGUAGAAGAGGAGAUAAAGGCUCUCAACACCACCAUCAGCAAAGUAGAUCUAGUGCUCAAAGCAAAGGAUUUGCCAUUUUUACAGGAAUACAAGCAAACAAAGCAAAGCGUCAGACACAACAUCCAGGAGCCCGAAAGCAUCCGAGACAUAUUGAUUAAUUCUACCAAGCAUCUGGGAAUACUCAAGUUUGCAGUUUGCAAGGAGAUGUUAAAAACUGUCAAAUAUGCGUCAGUCGUUCUGGACCCAAACACGGCCCAUUUCAACUUGAAAUUGUCCCAAGAGUUGACCAGGGUGCAGUAUAGCAAUAAGAUGCUUCUUCCCGACAACCCUGAACGUUGCACCAGCCGCAUGUGUGUGCUGGGAGCCACUGGUUUUACAUCUGGGAAGCACAGCUGGACUGUAGAGGUGGGCCACAGCAAAGAUUGGUACAUCGGGGUUGCCCGUGAGUCCAUCAAAAGGAAAAGCACCUCCUUCCUCAGCCCUGAUGAGGGUUACUGGGUGAUCGGCCAGUGCAGCAAAGAAUCCCUCUGGGCUCAGACCUCGCCUCGCACCAGGAUCUCUAUAAAGCAGAUGCCUGAGAGGAUUACGGUGCAGCUGGACUGCGACAAAGGAAAGGUAGUCUUCAUCAACGCUGCCAACUUAGCAGCGAUACACACGUUCAGAGACAAAUUUACUGAGAAAGUCUUUCCCUACUUCUCUGUUGGAUUGUGUGAGGACUGGAAAAACUCGGGCCCACUCACGGUCUGCCCUGUGACAAUGAAAGUGGUCCCAGAGACAGCUUAAGAAAGUGUUCAGCUCAGAAGCAACAACAACACAAGUAAAUGUAAAUAUUUUAACAUAUAAUUAGAACAAAGCACCAUUUUGUAUGAAAUGAAAGUCAUUGGAGUAUUUGGGGUUGAAUAUUUGAGCUAUUUUAUUUAGUCAGAACCAAGUCUUCAAAUUCAAUAAACUACCAAGCUGA
Girardinichthys multiradiatus is the source of this 1719-nucleotide messenger RNA. Its product is annotated as zinc-binding protein A33-like. Gene Ontology annotation, molecular function: zinc ion binding; protein binding. The coding region runs from base 123 to 1541 and encodes 472 amino acids. The record is from RefSeq and is a predicted model, not a curated record. Lineage: Eukaryota; Metazoa; Chordata; Actinopteri; Cyprinodontiformes; Goodeidae. The transcript has 6 exons.